Molecule: messenger RNA, 768 nt
Organism: Odontomachus brunneus
Lineage: Eukaryota; Metazoa; Arthropoda; Insecta; Hymenoptera; Formicidae
Product: dynein regulatory complex protein 8-like
Exons: 5
Coding region: 87-659 (190 amino acids)
Molecular function (GO): calcium ion binding
Source: RefSeq, a predicted model, not a curated record
AUAAAAGCUAAUCAUAUAAAGAGAGAGUUUUCUGAAUAUAUUGUUCCAUUUCUUAUAUUUUAUAAAUUGAAUUUUUUUUACCUACAAUGUCUGUUGAGCCAACGUUGUUAGAAAGAAGACUGUGCGAAGCAUUCGAUGUGUUUGACAAUGCAAGAAGUGGAGAAGUAGACGUUAGAGAUUUGGGGACUAUAAUCAGGGCAUUGGGGUGUGUGAUCACUGAAGCUGAGCUACAAGAAAUACAGGUAGAAGUCGAAGACGUCGAAAAUAAUUGCGUGCCACUGAAUAGAUUUGUAGAAUAUAUGCGCAAAGCAAUUAAUGAACGCAAGUUUAAACCAGCAGAACCUGAAGAUUUGUUCAAAGCGUUUCAAUUAUUAGAUCCCGAAAAUCGCGGGUAUGUUAUGAGAGAUGACUUAGAAAAAGCAAUUAUGGAAAUUGGAGAGCCAUUUACAAAAGAAGAAGUAGCAGAUAUGAUGGCUGUAGCUUGUAACACGGAAACUGGAAAAAUUAAUUACGAACAUUACAUCAACUUGCUAAUUGCAAAAAUUCCCGAAGAUCUCAAUGUAUAUAGUAUUGUUGAUAAAAUGGAUGCUGCAAGAUUGGCUGCACCUAAAAAGCGCAGAUUGCAAAGCAUAUUUUAUAAGGAAGACGGAACCAUUUGACCAAAAAACUUAUUUUAGUAAAUGUAAUUUUUUUAAAAACAGAUUAAUAUAUAUAAUCGACAUGCUCAAUUUCUUUAUUAUGCAAGAUUAUGUAAAAAUAUAAAGUAUA